Molecule: messenger RNA, 3295 nt
Organism: Linum tenue
Lineage: Eukaryota; Viridiplantae; Streptophyta; Magnoliopsida; Malpighiales; Linaceae
Source: the annotation of a GenBank genome assembly
UAAACAUGAACUAAGAUCUCACUCACUCAAAAGAUAACAUAUAAAUGGAGGAGAGUGAUAACAAGUACAUGAAGGUAGUUGGGUAUUGUGAGUAGUUGGAUCACAAGCACGGAAUGGCACAUCCCUACUACAUGUUUAGACAUAAUCUGCUCCAUUAAUUAAGGUAGCUGCUGCGGUGGGUCAUUGCACCAUGAUCGGUGACGGGAAAGUUGUCUGUGUGACAGGGGCUUCCGGUUUCAUAGCUUCAUGGCUGGUCAAGCUUUUGCUCCAACGUGGCUACACCGUCAAGGCCUCUGUUCGAGACCCAGGCGAUCCGAAGAAGACGGAGCAUCUCCUGGGCCUCGAUGGAGCCAAGGAGAGGCUCCAUUUGGUGAGAGCAGACCUGCUGGAACAAGGGUCCUUCGAUCCCGCCAUUGAAGGAUGCGUCGGAGUUUUCCACACCGCUUCCCCUGUCUCCUUCUCUGCCACCGAUCCGCAGGCGGAGCUCGUCGACCCUGCAGUGAAAGGAACGCUGAACGUGCUGAAAUCGUGCGCCAAGUAUCCUUCCGUCAAGAGAGUGGUCUUAACCUCAUCUACUGCUGCAGUUUUCCACACAGGGAGGCGACUGACCCAAGAUUCAGUCGCUGAUGAGUCCUGGUUCUCGGAUCCAGCCAUUUGCGAGCAACUUAAGCUGUGGUACCCGCUAAGCAAGACGUUGGCUGAGAUUGCUGCUUGGGACUUUGCAAAGGAGAAUGGGAUUGACUUGGUGACAUUACUGCCUGGUUUUGUGACCGGGCCUCUGUUGCAGCCAACAAUUUGCUUCUCGGUGGAGAUGAUUCUCAACUUGGUUAAUGGAAGCUUGGAGACAUACCCCAACAUAUAUUACAGGUCGGUUGACGUCAGAGAUGUUGUGGAAGCUCAUGUUAAAGCUUUUGAGACUCCAUCGGCUGCUGGGAGAUACUGCUUAGUUGGAAGCAUUGCCCACUUCUCUCAAGUUUUGGGGAUGAUAAACGAGCUCUACCCAACACUACAUCUUCCUGACAAGUGUGGCUUUUUUCCCCCCUGCUCUCUUCUAUGUGAAGAUCGCAGCGGCAUCAUUCCGAGCCUGCCGAUGUUUACAGUGUCCACGGAAAAGGCAGAAAGUUUAGGGAUCAAGUUCACCCCAAUGGAUGUGUCUAUUAGGGACACCAUAGAGAGCUUGAAGGCAAAGGGCUUUCUUCAGUGCUAAAUGUUGUUGUUUUGGACUAUGAUCCGCAAAAGUGUAUCACUAUUCAAAUAACAUACUUCAUUAGACCAAAAAUCAUAUAGCUUACCUUGGAUAAUAGCUUGCAAAUUGAGGAUGGCACUAAAUGGGAAAAUGCAUUCUAGUAGUAAUGUUUUCAACCAUCCGGCGGCAACACCCUAGUCGACAGACAGUCUGAAAUCUGCAGCAACUUCCAAGUUCCGACAACUCGAGUCUAUCCAACCCGGGAACCUCCAUAAUCUUUCUGAAUUGACAAAUCUCAUGUUCCCUUAGAUGCUUCAGACCAGAUAGGUACCGAACCAACUUGCUUCAAUGUUUAGCCUCCUCAGUUUGUUGACUUCAGAAAGGGCGUUCGAGGCUUCUGACCGUUACAAUGUCAUCGAUCUUCAAAAUCAUUCUCACACACUCUGUUGCUAGAGUUAUGGCGCUGGUGCUCACGAGCAAUGGCUGCACAACGUUCUCCUCCAAGAUGUUUGUAAUUUGCCCUUUCCUCACAUUGAUCCCAGCAUUGAUCUCUCCUUGAGCAUGCCUAUUUCUCAGCUCCGUCACAAUGGUAAUCGGAUUCAGCCCUGCAUUCUCUGCAAGAGUAUAAGGGAUGACCUCGAGUGCCUCUGCAAAUGACCUCACACAGUAACCUUCCAUCCCGUGCAGAACUUUGGCCCAUGCACCGAGCUGCCUGGACAGCUCAAUCUCGGGAGCCCCACCUCCUGCAAUCAAGAAUUGCUUGUUGACCAAGCAUCUAAUGACACAAAGUGCAUCAUGCAAGCUCCGGUCAGCUUCAUCAAGAACCAACUGAUUAGACCCACGACAAAGAACUGUGGCAGUCCUUCCCAUAUCUCUAAUCCCAGUAAUCUUCACAAUCUUGCCUUCCCCAACUGAAACCUCCUCCACGAGAUCAGCAUAACCCAUCUUCUCUUCUUUGAAAUGCUCGAUAUUAGCAAUUGGCAAGCAGUUUAAUGUCUUGGUAAUGAACUCGAUGUCGUCUCUCUCAACAUCCUUCACAACCAAUAUCUUGGCUUUAGCCAAGUAAUGCAGUGACAGGUCAGUGACUGCAUCCCUAAGAAUACUCUUCUGAAUCAACAGAACAUUGCAACCGGUUGCUUUGAUCUUCUUGAUCAUUCCCAAAAUGUAGUUCCUCUCUUCCUUAAGAAUCCUAUCCAUCUGUGUGUAAUCAGACACCACAAUGCUUUGUUCUAUAUCAGUCUUGGGAGGUGAUAUUUGGAACUGAAUCACAGCGAUUUUCGCAUUCUCCAUCCGGGUGAGUCCACCAGAGGCAUGGCUCACUUUCUUAUCAAAGACCAAACCUUUAACCAUCUCGGUAUCAUCCACAGUUCCACCUAGCUUCUUCACUAUCUUAAUAUCCCUAAGGUCUACCAAAUCAGGCUUGGCCGGAUCAACUACUGACAAAACAGCAUCUACAGCUAAAGGAGCCAGAAGCGUGGAGUACUGACUCACCACUUUACUGUUCAAGGAAGUGCUCGCAGAUUUGAUGAGCGAUUCCCGAUCUGAUAGCUCAACAGGGACUGCCAUAGCAGUUAGCACAUCCACUGCCUUAACAGAAGCUUUGUGGAGAGAGUCGGAGAUUACCGUGGGAUGGAUUCCACUAGACAGUAGCAACAGGCACUGCUUGAGAAGUGCACCGGCAAUGACGACGACGGUGGUGGUGCCAUCGCCAGCGGUGGUGUCCUGCGACUUGGAGAGCUCGACCAGCAUCUUCGCAGCAGGCUGGAGCACCCCCAUCUGGUUCAGAAUCGUAGCUCCGUCGUUGGUGAUUAUCACCUCGCCGCUGGCCGUAGAAAUCAUUUUGUCCAUCCCUUUCGGGCCCAAGCUGGUCCUCACCGCAUCGGCAACUGCUCUGGCCGCUGUGAUAUUAGCCUGGCGGACAUCUUCCUUCCGCUUGUUGUCGACAUACGACUCCGUUUUCGAGGAUCUGAGUUGGGGGACUGCUGGUGCCGCCAUUGGAGUAGCAGCGUGGGGGAAGGAUCUCGGAGAAGCGAAGCGAGAAUGGCUAUAAACCCUAACCGAGAAAAUGAAGGGAAGGAGAAGGUAAAACUGGAACAGAGACUAGAUCUG